Messenger RNA from Torulaspora globosa, 627 nucleotides. RefSeq names its product Rmp1p (gene RMP1). The transcript has a single exon. Bases 1 to 627 code for a protein of 208 amino acids. Gene Ontology annotation, molecular function: rRNA primary transcript binding. Gene Ontology annotation, biological process: nuclear-transcribed mRNA catabolic process, RNase MRP-dependent; maturation of 5.8S rRNA from tricistronic rRNA transcript (SSU-rRNA, 5.8S rRNA, LSU-rRNA). Gene Ontology annotation, cellular component: ribonuclease MRP complex. Lineage: Eukaryota; Fungi; Ascomycota; Saccharomycetes; Saccharomycetales; Saccharomycetaceae. The record is from RefSeq and is a predicted model, not a curated record.
AUGGAAGGAAACGAUAAGGUGAAUAGCCAAAGAGAUCUCUUUCUGCAGCUGCGGAAGGAGUUUCUGUUACUUCAUCUCGUCUGGCAUAGGAAUAAAAACCAGCAUAGAAGGUCGGUGUGGUGGAAACGACUCAACAUGAUGAAGAGGAACUGUGGUCAGGUACUGGAGAUUUUGCAGAAACCAUCGGUCGAGAAAACUGAAGAGGUGAUUAGGUUGUACAAACUGAUGAACGAUUUCAACAAGCGACAGCUAUCCAAGACCUAUCACGAUUUCAAUGGCGUCAUAGCCCUGGGACAGUUCGUCACACUCGGUGUAACAUUGAUUGGUUUACUGAGCAGGGUGUUCUCUACUUACAAGCUAGUUCUGGCUCUCUUCCGGAUCAGAUUCCAGGAUGUUGGGUGUCUCGAUAGGACAAUAUCGAUCAAAGCACGGAAGAUUCCUGUGUCAUUGGGGGAAAACCAGCCAUAUCCAGGAAUGGAGGAGAUAGGCGAGGAGAUCAUUGAGGCGCCAGUUCAAGCUACCACGCGCAAUGCCGUUACUGUUACGGAAACCUUAUUGCCAAGCAAGAAGGUUUCAAAGAAAAAAAAGAAGAAAUCAAAGUCUGUCAUAGACAGCAUAUUUGGGUAA